AUGCGUGAUAGACAAGAAUACAAGGAUCGCGUACAUGCUGGCAAUGUUUUAGCAGACGCGGUUGCACAGAAAUAUAAUAACGAGAACAAUGACAUUAUCGUUCUUGCGCUUCCAAGAGGUGGUGUUCCUGUGGCUUAUCAAAUAUCUCAGAGGAUCAAGGCACCUUUGGAUGUAUUCCUCGUACGAAAAAUAGGCGUCGAAGGACAUGAGGAACUGGCUAUGGGUGCUAUUUCGGAGACUGCCACGGUAUUCAACAAGGAAAUCAUUGGCCGAAUCUCUGAAGAAUCAAUUCGCAGAAAACAAGAGCUUCAACGCAGGAAUUUGAUGUAUCGAAAAGGAAAGCCUGCUGUUAAUGUUGGUGGGAAAACUGUAAUACUUGUCGAUGAUGGAAUUGCAACAGGGGCAACUAUGAGGGUCGCAUACAAAUCUCUUCAAACACAGAAACCAAAAAAGAUCGUUAUUGCAGUGCCAGUUGGUGCACCAGAUACAAUCAAUGAGAUGAAGAAUGAUGUAGAUGAUGUAAUCUGUCCGUUGCAACCGGCUUUUUUGAUGGGUAUCGGUAUGUGGUAUAUGAACUUUAAUCAGACCGAGGAUGACGAAGUGCUCGAGUAUUUAGCAAAGGCCGAAUUACAAUUUCCUGUUCCAACUGUGUUCCCCCACGAGUCCGAAAAGCUCCAGGAGAAGAACGUUAUUGAGGUUGAAGCGAGCAAGGGAUUAUGA
Molecule: messenger RNA, 720 nt
Organism: Paraglomus occultum
Lineage: Eukaryota; Fungi; Glomeromycota; Glomeromycetes; Paraglomerales; Paraglomeraceae
Source: the annotation of a GenBank genome assembly